AUGGGCAGUGAGAAUUCAAGGCCUCAGAGGCGGAAUACGGAUAAUGACGGAACACAGAUGCAAUACCGCACGAACCGUGGCCCCGUGCCCAUGCACAUGGUGCCGCAGCAGAUCCGCCACGCCCCGGGGGUAAACGCCGCAACGCCAUCGGGCUACCCACACGGCUACCGAAACAACGAGGGGCCGGCCGGCGCCCGACGUCAAAACUUUGAUAACUUCGUCACCGGGCCGGGUCGAGCCCAUGGGCCGCCCGGUCAGCUGUACGAGUACCCCAUCCCCACGCCGGGGCAGCCGCACCACUUCCGAUACGAACAGAGACCUGCCCGGGCGCAGCAGGUGGAGCGCCGGCUCCACCCGAACGAGCGGGCUAACAUGAUGGGCCCUGUCCACGCGAGAGCCCUGAACGACGUAGGCCAGACGCGCGCCGUCGUGCGCACGACGAACCACGGCGGAUGGCGGCAGAACGUCGUCGUCGGCGUCAUGGACCAUCCGCCGGGGAACAUGCGAGGUUUCCAGAGGGCGCCCAUCGAGCCCAUCAACCGCCAGGGACGACAGGAGGCGACCCGGCACCUCGACAACCAGCUAAGCCGCAUUCGGAGCUACCCGCCUCGCGGCAUCGAUGCCGAGAGGGUGGGCAAUAUUGAGCGGAACUACCAAAGGGAAAGACGGCCGGCUCACCCACACUAUAGGGCAUAG
Molecule: messenger RNA, 696 nt
Organism: Phialemonium atrogriseum
Lineage: Eukaryota; Fungi; Ascomycota; Sordariomycetes; Cephalothecales; Cephalothecaceae
Exons: 2
Coding region: 1-696 (231 amino acids)
Molecular function (GO): RNA binding; RNA nuclease activity
Source: RefSeq, a predicted model, not a curated record